CGCGCCGACACGUCGACGCGCGCAGUAGCUCCGAGGAAGCGGACGGUGGUGGUCGUUGUGUCUCUCUCUCUCCCUUCUCUUCCUCGUUCCCUCUCUUGGAGGUUAACCGCCCGACAGCCGGACGCCACUUGGAGAAACGCGUCAGUCCGUUCAUCGAGAGGCGCGCGCGCGAAGGUCACGAUGACAGAAGGGACUCGCAAGGAGGUUCGCGUUUGGUGCGACGGCUGCUACGAUAUGGUGCACUUCGGACACGCCAAUUCCCUGAGACAAGCCAAGGCCCUGGGGGAUUAUUUGGUGGUGGGUGUCCACAAGGAUGAAGAAAUCGCGAAGCACAAAGGACCUCCGGUCUUCACCGAGCAAGAAAGGUAUAAAAUGGUCCGCGGCAUCAAGUGGGUGGAUGAAGUGGUCGAAGCUGCUCCUUACGUGACCACAUUGGAGACACUAGACAAGUACAACUGUGAUUUCUGUGUUCACGGCGACGAUAUCACUACCACAGCGGACGGUGUGGACACGUAUCACUUAGUCAAGGCAGCCGGUCGUUACAGAGAAGUUCAACGCACAGCCGGCGUCUCAACGACCGAUCUCGUAGGUCGCAUGCUUCUAAUGACGCGGCAGCACUUCCGACAAGGUGACAGUGAAUACAGCGUCGAUAGAGAGCCGAGCAAGCGCAUGGGUCAGGACCGAACCGCGCGAAACCCUUGGACCGGCUGCUCACAAUUCUUGCCGACCACGCAGAAAAUUAUACAGUUCAGCGACGGUAAGGCGCCGCAGCCCGGUGACAAGAUCGUGUACGUGGCGGGGGCGUUCGACCUUUUCCACGUGGGGCACUUGGACUUCCUGGAAGUCGCUAAGAAGGAGGGCGACUACCUUAUAGUUGGCCUGCACACGGAUCCCGCCGUUAACCGAUACAAGUGCGGCAAUCAUCCCAUUAUGAACCUGCACGAACGGGUUCUCAGUGUGUUGGCGUGUAAGUACGUAAAUGAAGUUGUAAUCGGCGCACCGUACGAAGUGACAAGAAAUCUGAUGGAACAUUUUAAUGUCUCCGUUGUGUGUCACGGACAAACGCCUAUAAUGCCCUGCGAGGAUGGCUCGGAUCCAUACGCAGAGCCUAAGCGUCAAAAUAAGUUUAAGUUGUUAGAUAGUGGUAACGACAUGACGACCGAAAAAAUUGUCGAAAGGAUCAUUCUGCACAGCGUCUAAUUGCAGGUUGGAAUACGAGAAUAGAAAUAUAAGGAAGGAGAAAAAAGAGCUUGCCGCUUACGAAGCCCUCAUGAAGUCUAAGAAAAAUAACAGGACUGAAUAAUUAUUCGUUUCGCUUCUUCUCGUGACUGUUACAGCGUGUGCGCGUGCGUGUGUGUGUGUGUGUGUGUGUGUGUGUGUGUGUGUGUGUGUGUGUGUGUGUGUGUACAUGUGUACGCAUGUACACAAGUGUAGGUGUUACGUGUAUGACAUGAUUAAAUUUUAUAGUCAAUAUAUGUAAAUAUGAUAUCAUAUACUGAUACUUAAUUUAUUGUUUCGAAAUGCCUUACGUAGUUGAAAUCGGAUAUUACGCCGAGAUUAGCGGCGUGAUUAUCAUUAUUGAGUUCAAUUCGUUGCAACGCGUUGCAACGAGAAAAAAGGUGCACAACGACGACGACGACGACAACUGUACAGUCGGACGACAUUCUGUAUGCAAAGUGUCUCAGAACUAACGUCAUUCCUCCUAUCCACGGACUUGUACUGAUUUCCAAGUCGAUUUUUCCUCAAUAAACAGAUACAUCUUUAUUUAGGAAGUCGCAAUUGGAGAACAAUAUACGCCGCCUAGCUAUUUAUUUGUAACAAAUUUCAACUAGAGACCGUGGCCAGGUGUUCAAUGUUGAAAAUUCCAUUUCUCCGAUCGAGUCCUCAGACGAUAGUCCUAGGACAUUCUACAUCGCAUUUCUCGAUAUAUCUCUUAAGGAUAACAUCAAGAUGAAAGAUACAUCGCAAUAUUUCGCAAAGUUUUUGGAUGUAGAUACGCUUAGUAAUUAUCGUACUGUCACACGAUGUGAACAUUGUGAUGCCGUUGCUUAAUGCAAGUUAUACUGAGAUUAACCGUAAGUGAUCAUAAGUGAUCACACAAGAUGCGCCGUAGGAGACGAAAUAUCAAAUAUCCCUAAACUCGAAUUGCUGAAUUUCGGCCAUCCUCACGCUUGCACGUUAUUCUCAUUUAGAAUUCGCUUUAAUAUUCUUAUCACUUCGCUCCGUCGUUGUAUUCUUUCUUACGCUUUCGACUACACGUGUGUGCGCAAGUUGUUCAUUAUCUAACUCGAUCAGUGAUAGAAACGAAUGUGAGUAUAGCUUGAGUUGUAUUGACGUUAGGUCUUCAGGGAUUAACGCUGUCAUGCAAUACGAAAUGUAGGCUUUUCCACAAUUAACGGACACUUUGUAUCCUGAUAUUAGUUAAAAGUAUAUCUAAACGGAAUUGUAUUUGAAUAUUCUCCACGUGAUUCUCCGUUGAAUAAUUCGGAGAUUUAUUGGGAGUUAAUUUAUUCGGAGAUAUCGUUGAGGGAUACACUCGACUCGGUCUAACUAAUCGGAAGUUCCUGAGCAUUUACGUACGCUCAUCGCGUGUCUUUCAGUGAUGCAUUUUGAUCGUCACUGAUGCCUGCAGUGUUUAUGGCCAAAUUCUGCGAGUUCGCAAGAAGUCUUAGACCGGUUAGAUUAGACGAUUAACGUUACGACAAGCACGCUUGUCGAAAGAGUUACAACGUGUAACUUAGAUAUUAGGUUUUUUAAUGCAGGAUUAAAUGCAGGAUAUUGUACAACCGCCGUAUUAAAAUAUUAUAAGAAAAUGUCAACGGAGCCAAAGAUUCGCUAGAUUUAAGGAGCCCAUCAUAGAUUGAAUGAGCUCAAGUUAUCGCCUGUCUUCAAAUUUUAGCUGUCUGUAUCCGGAGGACGAGGAAAUUGUGCAAUCUUUUACUUUAUUCGCAAACUUCGUUGUACAAUGCAGACAAGACGAGAAAACAUCCGAGGUAAUUCUCGAAUCGUUCGCCUCGAUUAAAAUUUGACGUCAUUAAUUGUCAUGAGUUUUCUAUCUGUAUCUUGUUAAAUAGUAAAAAAAUCGCCACAUCGUCCGUUGAUUUUCCGUCACGAGGAAAUCUUACGACGUAACUCGACGAGUAAUUGUAGCCGACCAUUCGUUGAGCUUGAUAGACAUCACACAACAACAAGUUCCUCCGUGCAUGACACAACGACAAAUGAAGUAUAUGACGCAGGAAGAAAAUUGUACAGUUUGUGAUUUUCUACAAGAGAGAAAGAGAGAGAGAGAGAGAGAGAGAGAGAGAGAGAGAGAGAGAGAGAGAGAGAGAGAGAGAGAGAGAGAGAGAGAGAGAGAGUUGACUCUGAAACGAAUUGUAACGCGCAGAGAGAAAAUUCUGUUUUGUCUUUUAUUUUAUAAUAAAUAAUCAUUGUACACGUUCGUUCUACA
Molecule: messenger RNA, 3448 nt
Organism: Harpegnathos saltator (Jerdon's jumping ant)
Lineage: Eukaryota; Metazoa; Arthropoda; Insecta; Hymenoptera; Formicidae
Gene: Pect
Product: phosphoethanolamine cytidylyltransferase
Exons: 6
Coding region: 181-1200 (339 amino acids)
Biological process (GO): phosphatidylethanolamine biosynthetic process
Cellular component (GO): cytoplasm
Molecular function (GO): ethanolamine-phosphate cytidylyltransferase activity
Source: RefSeq, a predicted model, not a curated record